UGAGAUUCCCACUGAAAAAGCUUCCUUUUUCAAUGAUUAAUCUUCAAAAGAGAGAAGGUUCCAGCUCCAUUCCAAUUCCAGAAUUCAUUUAAUAAUCUUUUCAUUUAAUAGAUAAUAAUAAAUCUCAACAAAAGCCUAGCUCCUUUUUCCAGGUCAAUUCCCCCCUUUCUGUAACGGAUUAUGAAGAACUGCUGAAAAAGACUCCACCUUUCGCAUCUCAUCUCUCUCUCUGAUUAAUCCGGUUUCAUUUGAUAAUUGUGGAUUUUUUGGGGGGAUUUUUACUGAUUUUUCGAUGGGAAACAAGAGCUCGAGCCCUAGAGCCGAGGGGAGUUGGGGGCAAGCUUCAACAACCCGGUCUAGCUCUUCGUCUGGAUGGCAGCACGAUUAUGUUCAGACGACGUAUUCGCAGUAUGCACAAAAUUAUCCUAAUUCGAACCAACCGUCAAGAACGGGUUCUACUUCAUCAGGGUGGCAGCAUGAUGAUGGCGUAAACACUGGAUCAUCGAAUUCACGAUAUGAUGAUCAGGGCCCACCUGUGGCGUAUCCGUAUCCAGCACCAUCAGCAGGAUAUCCACCCGUGGAGCAGUUCUACGCUUCUCCCCAAGAUUAUGCGCCUCCAUCACAUGCCCCGGCCCCGUACCGUAUGCCUGCUCCUCAAGUGCAUGCGCCACAAAAGAGGCUUGAUAAGAGGUAUUCAAGGAUUGCUGACAACUAUCAUUCGUUAGAGGAGGUUACCGAAGCUCUUGCACGAGCUGGCCUCGAGUCUUCAAACUUGAUUAUCGGGAUUGAUUUUACUAAGAGCAAUGAAUGGACUGGCCAGAAAUCAUAUAACAGACUAAGCUUACAUCACAUUGGCGAUGGUCUGAAUCCCUACGAACAAGCCAUAACCAUUGUAGGGAAAACCUUGGCAGCUUUUGAUGACGACAAUUUGAUCCCUUGUUACGGGUUCGGAGAUGCGUCAACUCAUGAUCAAGACGUAUUUAGUUUUUAUCCCGAUGGAAGGAAUUGCAAUGGAUUCGAGGAAGUUCUGCACCGUUACAGGGAACUUGUUCCGAACCUGAAGCUGGCAGGGCCUACAUCGUUUGCACCAAUAAUCGAAAUGGCUAUGACUGUUGUCGAGCAGAAUCAGGGCCAGUACCAUGUUUUAGUGAUAAUUGCAGAUGGACAGGUCACGAGAAGUGUUGAUACCGAACACGGUCAGUUGAGUCCACAGGAGCAGAAAACCGUUCAAGCAAUAGUCGAAGCAAGCAAGUUACCUCUAUCCAUUAUUUUGGUCGGGGUAGGAGACGGCCCUUGGGAUACGAUGAAGGAAUUUGACGACAAUAUCCCUGCAAGGGAGUUCGAUAAUUUCCAGUUUGUCAACUUCACGGAGAUUAUGGCUAAAAAUACGCACCAAACCCGAAAAGAAACGGAGUUUGCUCUUUCAGCGUUGAUGGAAAUCCCUACCCAGUAUAAAGCAACGAUAGAGCUUAAUCUGUUGGGUCGAAGGAAAGGGAACGUGCCGGAGAGAAUUGCACUUCCUCCUCCCGUCUAUGGCGCAGCAGCAUUUGGCGGAAAUUCAAAGCCCUCGCACUCGCCCUCGCCAGCAGAUGCUUAUCGGUACAACUCUAGUUCGUACUACGACUACACUGCUCCUCCUGCUCCAUCUCCUCCCGCUCCAUCUUCUAACUACGAACACCAGAUUUGUCCCAUAUGCCUCACUAAUCCGAAGGACAUGGCGUUUGGCUGCGGCCAUCAGACAUGUUGCGAGUGUGGACAAGAGCUUCAGCUAUGCCCGAUUUGCAGGAGUCGAAUAGACACGAGAAUAAAGCUCUACUGAAGCUCCGGGAAGUAGGUCGUCCGAUGCAACGUACGCACUAACCCUGCCACCUAAUUCUUUAUAUUGGUUGUCCGCGUUGUACAAAUGAAGCGAUAGAGCCUCUUUCAAAUUCUUUCGUUGCCGAAGAAAAUACGAUGAAAUCUGAUCAAGAACACUGCUUGAUUGAAGAUUUUUUCUGCCUUGAAGAAGAUUUGUUUGUAAAUACUUACUUUGUUGUUACAGUUUGCUGUGCAUCAGCAGAUUUGAUGUGAAUACAUUUAUUUUUUGGUUUUUUUUUUAUUAUUAUCACUGGUGUAGUUUUACAUAGGUUAUUACCUCUCCUUUUGAAGCACUUCUUUGUAACAUACUAUGAUAGUGUUAUAUUUGUGUUCGGUUGCUCAAAGUUAAUUUGUCCUGA
Molecule: messenger RNA, 2216 nt
Organism: Salvia splendens (bonfire salvia)
Lineage: Eukaryota; Viridiplantae; Streptophyta; Magnoliopsida; Lamiales; Lamiaceae
Product: E3 ubiquitin-protein ligase RGLG2
Exons: 12
Coding region: 293-1819 (508 amino acids)
Biological process (GO): protein ubiquitination
Cellular component (GO): nucleus
Molecular function (GO): ubiquitin-protein transferase activity
Source: RefSeq, a predicted model, not a curated record